AUGUUGCUUCUUGGGAACCACCAGACGAUUCUCAAAGAGAACAGCACCUCGAUCAUCCAUAGAGAAACAUCCACCAACUCCCUUCUUAAUGUUUCUCCUGAUGCGGGUAACACCCCUAUCAAACUUCUGGUCAGAAAUGAUCUGAUCCUCAAGGGGGCGUGGGGCCUCACUGUCAUAGGCACAGGGGGCCUAUCGGGCGCGGGGCUAACGGGCGUGGCCCGAACGGGCGCUGGUCAGUGCGGGAGCACCCGGCUAGGCGCCGCGGGCGCCGGUGGCCAUGGCGGGGCGGCCGCAGUCGGCCGGAAGCGGGUUGGGACGACGUCCGGCGAGGAGGCCGCGGGCGAGCGGCGCGAGGAGGAGCGGGACGAGCGGGCGACGGUGGGUGGUAGCAGCCGCUGCAGCGGUGACGAGCUGCGGCGGUGCGCGGGACAGCAGCAACAGCUCGCAGCAGCGAGCAGCAGGGGGAGGCGAGCAGGCGCGGCCGGCAACGAUGACUACGGGGCGAGGCGGGCGCGGUCAGCAACGACGCCAGGCAGCUGCAGGAGCGCAGCAGUAGGCGGGGGAGGGGGCAGCAGCAGCGUCGGGCGCAGCGGGCGGCAGCGAUGCAAUAGUAGGGGAGCGGGGCAGCGCACAGCUGCGGGCACGGCGCGGGACGCAGGCCUGGGCGCGGCCAGGCGUGAGCAGGGGCGCGCAGUGCGCAACCAACGGCCACGGGCGAUGGGGCGGGCGCGGGGAGUACGGUGGCCGCCGGCGGCGGUGAAGCGGCGGCAACAGAGGCGCGGGGUCAGCGGGCGAGGGGCGUGGGGCCUCAUUGUCAUAGGCACAAGGGGCCUAUCGGGCGCGGGGCUAACGGGCGCUGGUCAGUGCGGGAGCACCCGGUUGGGCGCUGCUGGCGCCGGUGGCCACGGCGGGGCAGCCGUAGUCGGCCGGAAGCGGGCUGGGUCGGCGGCCGGCGAGGAGGUCGCGGGCGAGUGGCGCGAGGGGGAGCGGGACGAGCGGGCGAAGGUGGGUGGUAGCCGCCGCUGCAGCGAUGACGAGCUGCGGCGACGCGCGGGGCAGCAGCAACAGCUCGCAGCAGCGAGCAGCAUUGUGAGGCAAGCAGGCGUGACCGGCAACGACGACUACGGGGCGAGGCAGGCGCGAUCAGCAGCGACGCCAGGCAGCAGCAGGAGCGCAGCUGUAGGCGGGGGGAGGGCAACAGCAGCGUCGGGCGCAGCGGGCGACAGCGACGCAACACUAGGGGAGUGGGGCAGCGCACAGCUGCGGGCACGGCGCGAGACGCGGUCCUGGGCGCGGCUAGGCGUGAGCAGGGGCGCAUAG
Messenger RNA from Aegilops tauschii subsp. strangulata, 1320 nucleotides. NCBI's taxonomy places the organism in Eukaryota, Viridiplantae, Streptophyta, Magnoliopsida, Poales, Poaceae. The record is from RefSeq and is a predicted model, not a curated record.